GGCCGGCCGUGCGCCCACGACACGACCCCGUCCAAGUCAAAAACCCCCAAAUCCAAGAGCCCCUCUCACGUCGCACCAGCCUGGCCAGCUAUCCCACAUACGUACCGUAGUCGCGCGCGCGAGCGAGCGAGCGCAAACCAGCUAUCUCUCGAGCAAGCGUAAGCGACGCCUCCAUGGCGACGACCACGAUGCUGCGCGGCGGCGACGCCUGCGCACCGGCGGACCCGCUGUGGGCGCAGGCCGCCGAGCUGGAGCGCCAGUUCGAAGGCUACAAGCGCCGGCUCGCCGAGAGGACGGCCGCGACCAUCUUAGUCGCCGUCGAUCGUUCUCAUGUCGGCGUCGAUGACGACGGCGACGGCCGGGAGGACGAGGAGGUGGGGAGGGGGAGGAGGUACGAGGCGUACGUGCGGAGGCGGGACGAGAAGCUGCGCCAGGGCUGGCUCGCGCGCAUGGAGCGCAAGGAGGCCGAGGUCAAGGCGCUCUGGGCGCGCCUCGACGCAGGCGGCGGCCGCCGCCGUGGCCCGGACGACGUCGGCAUCACCGCCAGCCCGGCCAGAGAGCAAAAGCCCCGAAGCUUUGAGAAACCAGUCCCCGCUGCCAGUCCGAGAUGCAUAUCAGCCAUGAAGCUCCCACGUCUGAGGGGCACCCCAGCAUCCUCGUCACUGGCAGCGGCGGCCAGCCCGAGGAUACCCACCAGCCGGCGAUCUUCCCAACCGGAGGCACCCAGCACGCCUCGCAAGGAGAACAGGAUGCCGCCACCGUCCACCGCCGCGGCGACGCCGAGGCCGCCCAAGACGCUGUCGCGGACCAGGAGCUCGCUCAAGGACAGCAGCAAGGUGGAGCGCAGCAGCGCCUCCUCCUCCUCUUCUUCCUCCUCUGUCAGGGAGAGCCCGCGUCCCCCACGCUCCCAGGCCUCGCGGGCUCCUGCGCCGAGCGCCGCCGACGCCGCCAUUGCCGCCGCGCGGAGCCGCUUCCACGAGCAGGUCGUCCUCGCGGAGAUCAAAACGGCUGCUGUCGUUUCUCCCGAGCCGUCCCGCCUCGGGAGGUCACGCGUCGGCGUCGCGCGCGUCUCCUCGCCGUCGGUGACUCCCGGUCAGGUCGAUUUCUUGAGCAGAAUAGGACACAGUGUCCGCGGCGAUCGUGAAACAUCCGAACGUUCAGACGCCGAGGACAAGGACUUCAUCACCCGGGCGGGCGGCAGCGGGCACAAGCUUGGCGAUGCGGAGAUCACCGGCGACUCCGACACCGAGCCGAGCUACGUGUACGUAAAGAGAGACCACGAAGAGGUUGGUGAUGAGCAGGAGGCUGAAAUCUUCGAGGAAACCAUGACAUCAUCGCCAUCACCAUCAUCUGAGGAGACUGACACGACCGUCAAGGAAAGCCCGCCGACCGGCGCAGAAGCACCGCCGCGGGAUAGCUCCGAGUCGCUGUACUCGAACGUGCAGUCGUCGUUCUCCCAGGGAUCGGAGCUGGAUGCCUCUGCCGCCGGCUCUCCUCUCCCCACCCCGCCGCCUUCCGGAGGAGCUUUGUCCACCGAGGAACUGCUGGAGUCCGACGCCGCGGUGCUGAGGAUGAAACGGGAGCAGGAGGAGGUGGACGCCAGUGAGGUGGAUCAAAGCAUAGUGUUCCUGCCGAGCACCUGCUGCACCGCGACGAGCGGCGCCGUCCCUGUCGCCGGGAGGCCGCAGUCACCGAUGGAAGCCGUGGCGGGGCUCAAGAGGUUCCUGACCUUCGGGAAGAAGAACGGAAGGGGUGCUGACGAUGCCGUUGUCGUCGUCAUCGAGCGCGCGCCGCCUUCGGCAGGUGAUGGCAGCGUGAGCGAAGGAUCGGCGUCAGGUGAUUCAACCAAGCCGAGAGCGUGCUGGUCGGAUGCUGCUUCCGAUGAUCUGGACAAGAGCUAUGUCAUCUCUCCGCACGUUCGGUCUUUGAAAAGCUUUGUACCACCAUCUCCUGCAAGAUCUCAGCUGAAAGAGAUGGCUCUACCUGCAAAAUCACCAAGAGUACCCCGAUCAUUCUUCUCGUUCUCAUCGUUUAAAAACAAAGGGAACUGAUGCCGGACAUUAGUGGCAAAAGUUGCCGCUUGUACAUUCUAUUUAGUAUUUACAGUUAGGUCGUUAUAUCAGUGAUCCUCAAGACAUCUUAAUUUUCUGUUGAAUGAGUUGUUGUUGGCAAUAUUGGUCGACAAAGAGACACUUCUUUUCAUAUGGUUUUUUUUUCUACGAGAUAAGGUUCUGGGAGGAUAAAUGGUUAGAAAAUACCACGCCCCGAGAACAAUACAUAGCUCUACAUAAUAGUGUGUGUCACAAAGGUGAUUCUUCACCUAAGUUGAAUGAUUUGUAGUUGGCAAUAUUGGUGGACGAAUAGACACUUCUUUGUAUAUGUAUCCAUUUCUAUCAACGACGGAUCUGAGAUAAGGUUCUAGGAGGAUAAA
Molecule: messenger RNA, 2431 nt
Organism: Lolium perenne
Lineage: Eukaryota; Viridiplantae; Streptophyta; Magnoliopsida; Poales; Poaceae
Source: RefSeq, a predicted model, not a curated record